Vitis vinifera (wine grape) is the source of this 2170-nucleotide messenger RNA. Its product is annotated as beta-hexosaminidase 3. Gene Ontology annotation, biological process: carbohydrate metabolic process; glycosaminoglycan metabolic process. NCBI's taxonomy places the organism in Eukaryota, Viridiplantae, Streptophyta, Magnoliopsida, Vitales, Vitaceae. The coding region runs from base 409 to 1977 and encodes 522 amino acids. Gene Ontology annotation, cellular component: membrane. The record is from RefSeq and is a predicted model, not a curated record. Gene Ontology annotation, molecular function: beta-N-acetylhexosaminidase activity. The transcript has 16 exons.
AAAAAAGGAAGGGAACAGAGAGAAAGGGAAUGGAAUCCCAACACGCAGCGCUCACUCACUUGAGUGGGAGAUAAAGACAAUAACCCACAGAUUCAUAUUCUGUGGAGAGUAUCCUCCAUAGCCAAAUCAUCAUCGUCUCUUUAAAUAACCCCCAUUUUCUACCUUCUUCUCUCACCUCCCCACUUCUCCACCUCCCACAUUAUUCCAAUUCACUUUCCUGUUACAAUGCCAUUCUCCCCUUGAUUUUUCUUUCCAUUUUCUUCGAGGGUUGUGAAGCAUUGCUUCUCCAGUACUUCUCUGUCGUUAUUUGGGCCUGGAAUUAUCUCAUCAUUAUCCCUUGAAGGCUACCAAGUCAGGAGCAGGCUUAGGGAGCCCCAUUGGGCCUAGUGCACCUUCGUGAUUUUUGUGAUGGGGAAGAUAGUCAAAAGCUUCUGCUUUCUUGUUUUCUUCGGAGUCCUUGUGGAGGGCUUGAAUAUAUGGCCAAUGCCAAAUUCAGUAAACCAUGGACAUCAAAUUAUGUAUCUUAGCAAUGAUUUUGCGCUGAAGAGUGAUGGAAGCAAAUAUAAUGAUGCUUCUGGAAUAUUAAAGGAUGCAUUCUCAAGGUUACUUGAUGUUAUUGAAGUGGAUCAUGUCAUUGAUAGUAAUUUUUCUCACUUUGAUCCUAUGGCCAUACUCCAUGGAAUUCAUGUGAUUGUUUGGUCACAAAACGAUGAGUUACAAUAUGGUGUUGAUGAGUCAUAUAAGCUAUCUAUUCCUUCACAUGGGACGCAGGUUUAUGCUCAUAUUGAGGCACAGACAGUUUAUGGGGUUCUACAUGGGCUGCAGACUUUUAGUCAAUUGUGCCGUUUUAACUUGACAAAUAGAGCGAUUGAAGUUCAUCAAGUACCAUGGUAUAUUAUUGAUCAGCCAAGAUUCUUUUACCGAGGGCUCUUAAUUGAUACAUCUCGACACUAUCUGCCGUUGCCAAUCAUAAAGAACGUCAUCGAUUCUAUGACCUAUGCAAAGUUGAAUGUGUUGCACUGGCACAUUGUAGAUACACAAUCUUUUCCUUUGGAGAUACCUUCAUUUCCGAAACUAUGGAAUGGUGCUUAUUCCAUCUCAGAACGAUAUACAAUGGCUGAUGCUGCUGAAAUUGUGAGUUAUGCUCAAAGACGAGGAAUUAGUGUAUUGGCUGAAAUUGAUGUUCCAGGGCAUGCUCUUUCAUGGGGGACUGGCUACCCUUCUCUAUGGCCAUCUAAGGAUUGUCAGCAGCCACUUGAUGUCAGCAAAGAAUUCACCUUUAAAGUAAUAGAUGGGAUUCUUUCAGAUUUCAGUAAGACCUUCAAAUAUAGAUUUGUUCAUUUGGGAGGUGAUGAAGUUAAUACAAGUUGCUGGACUGAAACUCCUCAUAUAAGGAAAUGGUUAAGACAACAUGGUCUGGAUACGUCUGGAGCUUAUCAGUACUUUGUCUUGCGAGCGCAGAAAAUAGCUUUAUCCCAUGGAUAUGAAAUAAUUAACUGGGAAGAGACCUUCAAUGACUUUGGAAGUAAAUUAAGCCGAAAGACUGUGGUGCACAACUGGCUUGGGGGUGGUGUUGCUGAGAAAGUGGUUGCUGCUGGGCUAAGAUGCAUUGUAAGCAACCAGGACAAGUGGUAUUUGGAUCACUUGGAUGCCCCAUGGGAGGGGUUUUAUAUGAAUGAACCACUCACAAAUAUCACAAAUCACCAGCAACAAAAGUUAAUUCUUGGGGGUGAGGUAUGCAUGUGGGGCGAACACAUUGAUGCCUCAGAUAUUGAACAAACCAUAUGGCCACGUGCUGCCGCAGCUGCAGAGCGACUGUGGAGUGCUUAUGACAAUCUAGCUAAGGAUCCAAGCCAAGUUUUUGGGAGGUUGGCACACUUCAGGUGUUUGCUGAAUCAAAGAGGAGUUGCUGCUGCUCCAUUGGUUGGACCUGGUAGAGUUGCUCCUGAAGAGCCAGGCUCUUGCUAUAAGCAGUAGCAAAAAUGAAUCAUGAAAUAAUGGACUCUCCUCCUAUAAAAAAUAAUGGACUCUCUUGAUAAAAUCAGGCUGGUGCACUGAAUUUGAAUAACAACUAUAAUCUGUUGAAUAACCAAUUGGCCAUGUCGUUUGCCAUGUAAACAACCCAAGUUUAGAGUUUAUUUAAUAAAGCAAAUGGUUGGUUUCUCUUAAA